CGCCUGCGCACGGGGGAGGCGUGCGGAAGAGUCGCCGGAGCGGGCAGGUGGAGGGAGGAGUGGUCCCGGGAGUAGCUGCCCCGAGUUGGAGCGCCGCAGGGCCGGGGCCGCCCGCGCUCCCUCGGCCUGGGAGGCGACUCUGCGCUCGGAACGUGGCUCUUCGCGGGGGCCGUGACCUGCGCCCGCCUCCUCAGCCGGGAGUGCAGGAGGCUGGGGAUCGCUGAGGCCUUUCAAUCAUUUGGUGCCUGUUUGUGGCCCGAUAGAGACGCGAACACGCGCUCAUUUACCGCAUCCUUCCCCCGCCCCGUGUAGGAGAUGACACAUGGGGUCUCAGCAUUCCUCCUCUGCACGUACAUUUUGCCAAGGAAAGAAGGAUGACAAGCCGGAGGACUUGCUGGCUGAUAGAGAGCAGGAGGAAGCCAUCGCUCGGUUCCCCUAUGUGGAAUUCACUGGGAGAAAUAGCAUCACCUGUCACACAUGCCAAGGAGCGGGCUACAUGCCAGCAGAACAACUCAAUGAGUUGGUGGCUUUGAUCCCCCACAGUGACCAGAGGCUGCGUCCUCAGAGAACUAAACAGUAUGUUCUCCUGUCGAUCCUGCUCUGUCUCCUGGCAUCUGGCUUGGUGUUUUUCUUCCUGUUCCCACACUCAGUCCUCGUGGACGACGAUGGCAUCAAAGUGGUGAAAGUCACAUUUAAUAAACAGGACUCCCUUGUGGUGCUUGAUGUCACGGCCACCCUGAGAAUCAGGAACUCCAACUUCUACUCUGUGGCAAUGACCGACCUGUGCAGCCAGGUUCAGUACAUGAGAGCCGUGGUCGGCACAUACACGACCACCAAUGUCUCGCUCAUCCCCCCUCGGAGUGAGCACCUAGUAAAUUUUACAGUGAAGGCUGAGGUUGGAGGACCAUCUUCCUAUGUGUAUUUCUACUGCACGGUACCUGCCAUCAUGGUACACAACAUCGUGAUCUUCAUGAGGACUUCUGUGCAGAUCUCGUACAUUGGCCACAUAUCCCAGAGCACCUUGGAGACACAACGCUAUGUGGAUUGUGGGGCGAAUUCCACAGCUGUUUAGAGCCUGCCCUUGGUUCUCCCGUGGCUACACCUGUAGAAAGAAGCUGGCAUCUGUCCCCACAGCCCAGCAACUGUCCGUCAGUGCUGACUCCACAUGGUAUAAACGGAGGAGGAAGCGGUUCUCUUAACCCACAGAAAGCAUCCUUCCACACUUAGGGAGAGCCGUCUGCACAGCACUUUUGUGGGGGUUUUUUGGAACCAGCAAAAUCACUGCCCAGGUCCUAAUCGGUGCCCAGCAAAUAGUUUGCACUCCGUUCCAGCUUGAAGAGUUGAAUCCAGACAUUUGGGCUGUUAUUGAAUCAUUAUGAGUUGAGGUGAACCAGGGUUCUAGCUUUUCAGACCAGAGUGACAUGAAGGUGGGGUGUCAGGUGCACCCUGCAGAAGCACAGCAAGGGGGCGUCCGGAGGACCUCCUGGGAGCCUCUGCGGCUGCAUUUGUUACAUUUGUUUCCAUCUGUUCCCCAGUGCCCAGGGGUUCCCUUACAAAGUUGUUACACCCCCGACCCCCGGCCUACUGUAUGGCUUGAUGUAGCUUUAAUCCAUGGGCUGGACAUGGAUUGGGGGUUUGAUAGAAAAAUAAACCAUGCUUUUGAUUGA
Messenger RNA from Onychomys torridus (southern grasshopper mouse), 1667 nucleotides. It is a transcript of the gene Tmem106c, whose product is annotated as transmembrane protein 106C. The record is from RefSeq and is a predicted model, not a curated record. The transcript has 8 exons. Bases 323 to 1072 code for a protein of 249 amino acids. Lineage: Eukaryota; Metazoa; Chordata; Mammalia; Rodentia; Cricetidae.